Messenger RNA from Exophiala viscosa, 2623 nucleotides. RefSeq names its product WD40-repeat-containing domain protein. NCBI's taxonomy places the organism in Eukaryota, Fungi, Ascomycota, Eurotiomycetes, Chaetothyriales, Herpotrichiellaceae. The transcript is spliced from 2 exons. Gene Ontology annotation, biological process: positive regulation of ubiquitin protein ligase activity; positive regulation of anaphase-promoting complex-dependent catabolic process; anaphase-promoting complex-dependent catabolic process. Gene Ontology annotation, cellular component: anaphase-promoting complex. The record is from RefSeq and is a predicted model, not a curated record. Gene Ontology annotation, molecular function: ubiquitin ligase activator activity; protein binding; anaphase-promoting complex binding. The coding region runs from base 392 to 2146 and encodes 584 amino acids.
GAACAAUCACCCACCAGCUAUCAAACAUUCACCACGACCUCACUGCCGCCAUUCUCUGAGUUACAGUCUGCUUUACGUCGCUAUUUACGCAUUUGAACGUCGCCUUUCCCAGUUUUGACGCAUUAUGUAUCCAUCUUAGCCAGCGUACAUCGCCAUUUUCCAAAGACAAUCCUGUCGGAUCUAAUCAAGCGGUCGCGCGGGCAGAGACCACUAACAAGACAUCUAGAACACCUCGACAUCUCCGUUCACAUUUUAUAAGCCCGCCACGACUUCACGAUCGCGCGACAGUCCCUCUGCUUCACCUUCGUUUCACUCGGCAUUCACACUUGUUGCCUGGUCACAAUAACAACAACAACUAGUGCCUUGUCACCACCAACAAAUCUUCAUCACCAUGGCAGAGGAUCUGCCACCUUCUCUCACAAUAGACUCUUCAGACCGUCCACGAACACCCUCAUUACCCACCCCAGUCGGCUCCAAGACUCCCCCUACAAUAGCAAGCAAACGCUUCUUGGGCAACGACGAAGGCAUGUCGGCCAUUCCAAGAGCCACGGAAGCAAUGGAAGAAGACGCACUGAGGAGAAGAUUGCAGGAGAUUGGGAAUCCAGGCAGAACGAGAGAGCAAACUCCAGGAAGAAGUCCUAGCCGGAAGAGACAGCGAAUUUACGGAGACCGUUUCAUUCCCAACAGAGACGGACAGGAUCUACAAGCGAGCUACAGUUUGUUGCAUGAUGACGGAUCUCCAGCAACACCUUCCAGAUCGAAGAAGAAGACGCCUCAUGGAGAGCUUCACUUCCAGCGUACCGAAGAAGCUAACAAGACGUACUCCAAAGUACUGCGCAAUGAAUUGAUGGGAGACUCAGUACCACAAGACUUCCGAUCCAUGACACCAGAUGACCUCUUUGGACGGCGGCAAACUCCUCCUGGUCAACCAUCUCUAUCUUCUAUGCCUCCCGCUUCGAUAACACCCACUACCCCUCACAAAAACAUGUUCUCAUACAAGUCGCCGCAGAAGGUGAUUGGAUCUGGACAUCAUCCCACUCCAUCGUCGAGAACGGCAAAACACCCUGGAAUCAUCAACCUCAAUGCGAGAUCGGACUUGUACUCGAUAUCUCCCAUCAACUACUCAUCUCAGUCAAUUCUCCAAACCCCCCGGAAACAGCCUCGUCCCAUUGCGAAAGUGCCUUACAAAGUCCUGGACGCCCCGGAGUUGGCCGACGACUUCUAUCUCAACCUGGUAGACUGGGGAUCGGCGAACAGCCUUGCUGUAGGUUUGGGGUCGUGUGUCUACAUGUGGAACAGCACAACAGGCAAGGUUACACAGCUCUGCAAGCUACCAGACAAUGAUCUAGUUACAUCCGUGGCAUGGAUACAACGAGGAUCGCACCUAGCUAUUGGAACACACAAGGGUUUUGUGCAGAUCUACGAUGCCGAAAAGUCUAGGAGGUUGAGAACGAUGACCGGUCAUUCAGCCCGUGUUGGAGCAUUGGCUUGGAACGAUCACAUCCUCACUUCUGGAUCCAGAGAUCGGCUGAUCUACCACCGAGACGUCCGAAGCCCCGACCAGUACUUGCGGAGAUUGGCUGGUCACAAGCAAGAAGUCUGCGGUCUACGAUGGAACACUGAAGAUGGGCAGCUUGCCUCGGGUGGAAACGACAACAAGCUUUGUGUUUGGGACAAACUCUCGGAAACUCCUCUGUACCGCUUUUCGAACCACGUGGCUGCUGUCAAGGCAAUUGCUUGGAGCCCUCAUCAACAUCACCUAUUGGCAUCCGGUGGUGGAACAGCCGAUCGAUCCAUCAAGUUUUGGAAUACCGCGACUGGUUCUCUCAUCAAGGAAGUCGACACAGGAAGUCAAGUUUGUAAUCUGGCGUGGAGCAAGAACAGCGAUGAGAUUGUGAGCACUCAUGGUUACAGCCAGAAUCAGAUUGUGGUCUGGAAAUAUCCCAAGAUGGAACAGGUGGUCAGUCUCACUGGACAUACAUUCCGUGUUCUUUAUUUGAGCACAAGUCCAGACGGUACUACGGUCGUUACUGGCGCCGGAGAUGAAACACUUCGGUUCUGGCGAGUCUUUGGCAAGAAGGGCAACGAUGGUCGUGAUAGCGAUGGGAUGUCUUCGAGGUUGGGUGAUUGGGGAUCGAUCCGUUGAGCAAUUCGACAUGCGGAAUCCUGUCGGACUUUGACAACUCAACUGUCCGGAUCUGGGACGGGCUUGCAUCACAUCACCACGCUAUGUGACGAUCCUGUCACCUCGAGGUAUACCACAACAAGACAUAUCGUAUCGGACGUCAUGAUUUGACCACUUCUGUGUAUUUUGCAGACUGGCAUGAGCUGAGGCAUGGGGCUGGUGGGCAUCGGAGUUAAUGGAAAGGAUUGUGUGAUAUUGGAAUUUUCGACGAGCACCGGCACUGCAUUGGGAUGGACCGGUGAGGGCGGGCAUUGUUUGAGCGUUGGCGUCACGGUUGGUAUCAUGCAUGGGAGUCAUGAGGCAUGAACAUUAGCACAGAUCUCAAUCAGAGAUACGCAUACCAGAACACGAUGAAUCGUGCUUGCGGAAAAUUGCAUGUAACUUGAAAGAAUCAGAUGACCAUGUCCUGGCAAGGUCUCAAGCACUUUACUGCCACUG